AUGGAAUCGUCACGUGGUUCAAGUAGUAAAGCACAAAGUCGCCAUCGUCGUAGUAUCCGUUUAGAAGAACAAAAUCAUGAUUAUCGACGUAAUUAUCUUCCAUUUACUAUUUCAUCAUCGUUUUACAAUAUUGUACAUGUCCAUCGAUUUACUACCAUUGAUACAAUCUCAACAUUAAUUAAGCAUUUCGAAUCAUGUUAUAGAUAUUCAAUUGAUAUUGAAUCAGAUCGAUUUACAUAUGAAUUAUCUCUUAUUCAAGUUCUUUCGAUUCCUCAACAUUUACCAUCAUUUAUUGUAUUAUUUGAAAUUAAUCAUCUACCUCCAUCAGAUUCAUUAUUAAUGGGCAAAAUUAAAUUAUUAUUUAGUCUUUUAUUUCGUUUAGGAAAUAUUAUCUUUUCUUGGGGACCGAUGUCCGAAGAACUAAAAUCUGCUGUUGAAAUGAAUUUAUUUACGUGGCCAGUACCUUGCAUUAUUAUUCGAUAUGCAAGAUGA
Molecule: messenger RNA, 492 nt
Organism: Rotaria sordida
Lineage: Eukaryota; Metazoa; Rotifera; Eurotatoria; Philodinida; Philodinidae
Source: the annotation of a GenBank genome assembly